GUUGUGGUAUCAGGACCUGAUUUUAUUGGCUGUUGUUUCUCGAAGAUUCUUCAGGUGAUUGAUUAGCUGUUCACUAAUAAGGUAAUCUGUUCAGAGUCAAAUGGAGUUUAGCACUGACAUUGAAACACAUCUUCUCGGGGCUGUGCCUGACCUGGAUUGUGAUAACUACAAACUGAAGUCGUCAGACGUUGUUCCCGAAACGGACAGUGGAAUAAUAUCAGUACAACUUCUUGAAUUUAAGACGAGCCUCCAGGAAGCCGUGGAGGAACUGUACAUUCACAGGGUAUGGUCCAUCAGUCUUACAGCAUGUCCAUUAUUGAUGAAAUUGGUAUGUGGUGAGGUCAUUAGCUCCUUACAGUGACUCGGCAUGCAGACACAAUAAAAAGCUCUGUUUUUUUUCUCUACUAUUAAAAAAUAAAUAAAUAAAUGGUCCACUAACUAUAGAUUAGUGAAAAGAAAUAAAAAAAAAAAGAUAUGAUUUAAGAAGGUUUAAUUCCCUUAUUGUUCAAAACAAGAUGAAUAUAUUAUUUUGUUUUUUAUUUUUUAUGAGUUUUUUCUUUCAGUGUAUUGAGAUUAGGUAGGAAGAUCAUAGAAUACAGUAAAUGUCCUCGUAUUUUAAGAUUGCAUGAUUGCUGCUAGUGCCCUUCGGUUAUAGUUCUAGUUCUAGUUAUGUAAGUGCUCUAUUCGGUGAAAUCUAGACAGAAGAGAAAGAAGUCAUUUGUUCGGAAGGUGGUAUUAUGGGUUUUUGAAUGAAGAUGAUGACAGCACUUCUCGUCCGUUUGUACAAGAGUGCAUUUACAUCAGCACGGGGUCACGCAAGCAGGACCUGCCACAUUCACGUCUUCAUGCUUGUAAAACUGUUUCCCUCAAGCAAGCACUUAAAUGCUGACACUGUACACGUAAAAAGUUGUAAGACCAAAACUAAGCAUUGGAUUGCUCUCCUUUUUAUUGUUAUUAUCAUGCUGUUGGGGGAACAAAGGCAUUAAAUCAGUCCGCUCCUCAGGCAUGCCAUUAAACUAACACUUUGUAGUUCCCUAGUUUAUUGGGCUGAAGGUUGAGGCAGAGGACGGCUGUCAGGUUCAUCUUACUCAGCUGUAUAACAUUGUGCAUCUCUUAAUGUUCAUUAAGUACUUCUUUUUUAUAACAAGGUACAAAUAUAUGCGGAAAUUCAACCGUUUAGUCAGUGGGGUUAAUCAUGUCACACCAUGCAUAAACAAAUUAGUUUCUCUAAUUGUACAUUUUUCCCUUAGAAUUUUCUACUGUUAGUUAUUUAUACUGUAGUUUAUAGUAUUUAGUUUUUUAAUCCCUUUGAUAUCUUUUCAGCUAAUAAAUCAGCUCUUCUCCUUUUAAGAUUUACUCAGAUGACCAAAUUUAAUUCUGUUUUUUUUUUCUGGGCAAAAUCUCUACUGAAUUUAUUGUUUAGCUUUACCUGGUGUGUAUUUUUAAGUGUAUGCUAUGCCUGUAACACACUUUAAUGGGAACAUAUAAAUAAACUCCUACAUAGAUAUAAAAAGUGACCGUGUAGAAAGCCAUUGACUUUUACCUUUCCUGUAGGAGGACGAGGAAGUCUUUGUGCUAAUAUCUCCUCUUUAAUGCACCGGUGGUUUCCCAAACAAGCUGCACAAGCCAUUAAAAUGUGAUUUGUGUAUAUCUUGUUUCCUUUUUUUUUUAAAGAGAGUAUGUGUGUACUGUAUAGCCUGAAGUUUAUUGUAAAUAUCAGCAACUUCAAGGUAACAAAGUGGUUUUAAUUGUAUUUAUCCACGUGAGAACAAUUUACAUUUAGGAUGCUGAGACACGUCAUGAGGCUCAGGUCUGUAAACUCGUCCUGGAGAAGCAAGAACUAGAGUGGCAGAAGGAGUCUUUACAAAAUCAAAUCAGCAGGAUGACAAACGAACAAUCCGAAUCCAUCGCUGCUGUUAAAAAACAGUUUCAGGCUCAGAUUCAAGGAAUAGAAGAAGAAAAGGGGAAACACCAACUGAGUGCUGAAUUAAAGGACAAAGAGAUUACCAGCCUUAAGGAAGAGUUGAAGUCGCUGCAGUUGUCCAAGUACAGUUCGGAGAAGAAAUUAAGCGAGCUGGAGCAGAAGGUGCAGCUGCAGUCUCAGGUGAGGGACAGCCAUCUGAAUCAGCUGGGAGAGGUGGAGAAACGUUUUAGGACAAUAUCAAGGCAGUCUGCUGUGGUCAGACAGGUGCAUGAGAAACUGGAGCAGAACGUUGAGGAGGCAAUGCGGAUUAACGAGAAAAUUGUGUCCAUCAACAAAAAACAAGAGUCUACAAUUGCUGCCCUGAAAAAGGAUGUGGAGAGGCUAAACAGUGAGCUGGUCAAAAGCAAAGUCGUGUCCAUCUGCAGAUCCGGAGACGAAAGUACUUAUUGCCUCCUGAAAGCUCAGGAACUGCAGGAGCUUAAACACAGGCUGACUGUGGAGACUGAACUGAAUAAGAAGCUGAGAAAUGAAAUUGCCGUAGAAAGAGCAGAGAAGCAGGAGCUUAUGCACACCCUCCAACAUGCACAGGAGCUGCUGCAGACCCAGACACAGGCUGUGAGCCGAACUGAGCAACAGCUCCACAUACACACAGAGGAGUACCAGGUCCUUAAACGAGAACAUGAAAUGGUCCGAGAGAUGAGUAAAGAAAAAGAGGACAGACUUGUGCGCUUGAUCGACGACUACAAACGUUCCAAAACGAUUUUGGAAAAAGAGAUGGAGACUCUUCAUGCAAAGAUGCAGGCAGACCAGGAAGAGCUGAAAGCUGUUAAAAAGUCAUAUGAUCAUCUUCAUGAGAAACACCAACAACGAUCCUCUCGUCUGAUACAUCAAGCAAGAGAAAUUCAUGGCUUGGAGAAGGAUGACUCUGACAUCCAAACAAAUUCUCCUACCAGCUUAAACUGUGAUAUGGAUGUGGACAGGGACACGUCUUUAGAUGGAGAAGCCUGUCAAGCCAGUCCUCGAAAUAACUGUGAGCAUAUGAGGCAUUACAAAGAAGAUGAAGACAUUCCAGAUGAAAGGACUGCUGAGUGUCAAGAAGCGGCAAUAGGCGGAGAAAACGAUGAGGUUAAUGUUCGUUCACAGAUGGAUCGAACAACUCUGGCGCUUCUGCCUUCAGAAGGCCUUGAAGCUUUGGCUCCAGAUCAGUCAGAGACAAGUGAGCGAGUCGGUGGAACUGAUGUGACAAAUCAGCAGAUAGAUCCAGCUGUCAAACAAGAAGCUGGCGUCAGUGAAAGCGCCCCAGUGCUCAGAGUGUUUGCUAAUGGUUCCCCUUCAGACACAGUGCAAAGUUAUACAGAAAUCUGUCUCGCUAAGCUAUCAGAACCCCAAACCAGGUCUGUUUAUGGUGUGGCCAGUGACCCGGUGACGUCUGAACCCAGGGUUAUGCUAGCGGAGAAGAAUCUGUGUGUCUAUGAAAGACGAGACCGCCAGACACCAGAUAAACACACAUCCGAGACAUCUCAGGACGGUGACUUGAAAGGAGUCGAGCUUCAAUUUGUAGCACCUGAGAUAAAUAAGGCCCCCGGUGCCUUAACAAAUAGUGAUAGUAAACCUUGUGUUGAAGAAGCAGUCAUUUUUGUGGAAGACGGUAAAGAACCAGGACAUGCAGAUAACAGGAGUCCUACAAAUUACGGACAAUUAGGUGUAGCAACUUCAAGUCCACAGCAGCGCAUCAUUCCUCAGGAAUCAGAAGUUUCUCAUGAAGAACUUUCUCUAAUACUCGGCACUGCCUCGAUUUCUGACACAUCCUUUAGUGAACUACAAGGAAGCCCUGACAUUUUGGAAGAUAUGGACAACCACACCAGCGUCACUAAGGCAAAAUGUACCUCAGAAUCCAAGUCGAAUGCCGUUUCCUAUCCUGCUGAAUCUUCCUCUCAGAGCACUGUGUUUAUCAUGGUUAAUAUUGCAGAAGACCAAGAUGGAAAUAAAACAGACAAUAUCUGUACUUCUGCUUUACCUGUAGAGAGCGACAUACAAAAUGUAGAAGCAUCUCCAGAUCUCACGAUCUCAAACACACAGAAUGAUCCUGUGUUCACUGAUAUGAAAAUAAGCGAUGAAGCAAAUGAUGCAGAAGUGCAAAUUAGUGGCAUAGAACCUGACAACAAUGACGGAAGCCAAAGAUGUGAGUCAUCUCUUAUGAUGGACGUGCCUUUGAAAGAAACAACGGAUGCACGAAUGAAUGGUUCACAAAGUGCGGCAACGUUACAAACGAAUAAACCCUUAGCACCCCUGAGAGUGUUCAUUUCUGAGCAGAAAUCUGUGCUGCCUUCUGGCUUCCAGGACCUUCUCAGAUCAUUGCGUGUCUCUGAUUUUCCAAAGUCCACACUGAAAAAGCGAGGCAGACCUCUCGACAAGGCGCAUGUUUCAGACGUCCAUCCUGACCGAAAAAACGAUCACUGCAGGGAAUGGAACGCAAUAAAAGAAACGUUUUCUGAAAUCUCUGAUGAAAAGGAGAGCAGAAUUCCCAUCUCGUUUGGUUCAGCUCAGCCAAGCAGCCCAGCGGCGUGCACUGUGGGUAAUGGACUGCGUCAGAACUGCACUGUUACUCCCCCUCCCAGACUGCACAGCUUGGGAAAAGUGUCUCGGCCCGCGUGUGAGGAUCGAACGCCCACGCCUCUUGAGAAAGAGGACCUUCAGACGUCUGACAUCAGGUCCCAAAUCGCCAAGAUUGAAAAGCUCCUCUCUUCGGAAGGUCUCAGACCACAAAAAAGAUGUAGGGUAGAUGAGUUCUAGGUUUAGUUUGAAAAGCUUAGAUUAAGCGCAUCGUCUUUAUAUUAACAUACGAGUUGUUCUAAAGCUUGAACAUGGACAGGUUAUUUUUUUGUUUGUUUGUUUGUUUGUUUGUGUCACAUGUAACAGAAACGAGUAUCAGAUCUUUCUUAGAUAUAUCACAGCUAUCUCGAUCUUAAAUGUAUUUUUUUCUUUAUGUGAAACACGGCCCAGAAAGAUGGGCUCUGAUCUGUCCCCUACUAAUAAACAAGGUAACCUGCUUCACAUAAAACAUGUUAAUUGCAGCUGUAAAGCCAAUUAACACUAAUUACUCCCUGGAUGGCCUGUCUUUUCCUCUGAAGACAUUUAAUUUGCCAAACACAAACUGCCACCAACUAUAACUUGUGUUAAUUAAAACAUUCGAGUACCAGGAAUCAAUUAAUGCACAUUAACCCAAAUUAGUAAAUGCAAUUCGUUAGGUUUAUGUUCUCAAUAAGGAGGUUGUUUAGAUCAUAUGGACAUAUGUUAGGGCGAUACAGAUGACAAAACGUGUUGCCGCACCUGGUCAAGUAGAGAGUUUAUGUUGUAGAACAGUCAGCAGAUGUUAAUGAGCUUUUUAACCCAGCUGAAAAUGCAGCAGGAUUAAAAUUUUACGUUGUUGAAUUAUACUUAUUUGAUUUUGUUUGCUUUAAUGUGUUCAAAUCGUGUGUUUGUUUUUUUCAUAUACUGUACAUAUUUUACAGAACUGAAGCUGAUGCAUGCAUUUCAUUCUGUUUUAUUGUUCGAUAAAUCACAGUUCAUUUUUUAAAAUUAAAGCAGUUUAAAGGGCCUAACAAAAUCAUUCUCCUUAGAAGAAAUAAAACCACACUGCAGAAAGGAAAUGUGCACCUCCUGAGGAUGGCACAAGCUUCCUCUCAGGUCUGGCUUAAUACACUUACUCAUUAUUAAUAUGUCAAAAUGUUAAUGUCCUCAUAAAGAAAUCUGAUGUGUUUUGAGGGUCUGUGCCAGCAGUGCUGACCCUUAUCUUUAAAGGGAGUAGGCAAUAUGGAAAGCGUAAUUUUAAUACACAGUCUGGAAUAUGAAGUGGCGGUCCUUUGAAACAGUCAAUUACACUAGCGCGGGAGGGACCCCGGUGUUAAUUACUAGUCGGUUUUAUAUAGAGUGUAAAUAAAGAGCUUGCUGACAUUCACAUUCCAUCACUAUGUCCUGACUGCCACAGCAAAUUAGCCUGGCCCCUAUGGGCUCCACUGGACCCUGAGCGUUCAUUUAACACUAGAAUAACACUCGCUAACACUCACCGCAAACGAGGG
Tachysurus vachellii is the source of this 6003-nucleotide messenger RNA. RefSeq lists its product as uncharacterized. The record is from RefSeq and is a predicted model, not a curated record. The transcript has 18 exons. NCBI's taxonomy places the organism in Eukaryota, Metazoa, Chordata, Actinopteri, Siluriformes, Bagridae. Bases 1883 to 4717 code for a protein of 944 amino acids.